CGCGGUCAGGGAAGCCGGUUUCCGAACGUGCUCCGCUUAGGCGCGAUAGCCUGGCUCGGAUCUGAUCAAAGGUCUUCCCCCCCCCCUGGGGUCCAAAUGGGUCGUUGGUGAGGAAGACGCCUCCUGGCAAUGGUAACGAUGAGCGCCAAUAAGGCGCCGGGUCCAGUCGGACUCCAGACUGGGAACACCAAGCCUGGGAAGCCCAAGUGCGGCGACGUGUCCACGGGAGCCGAAGCGGCGACGACGGCGGCGAUGGCGGCCAAGCAAAAGGCGUCGCCGACGCCCUUCACGGCGCCGGAUCCGACAAGUAUCAAGUCACCAGACCCGCAGACAUCGCGUCCCGUUGCCUCGUCCUCUGCUGCAUCUACUUCCGGCGCCGCCGCCGCGGCGUCGACUUCCGCCAACACCACGGGCUUCGUCGUCCCGUCGUAUGACGAGUACCCCAACCAGAUCGUCUACCGCAAGAUGGAGAAGAUCGUGGAAAAGAUGCAAGACGAGAAGCAAGGGAUUCGGGUGCGGACGGUGAAAAGCCUGAGGUCGAAAAUCCCGUCUGUCUUCACGGGAGCUGAGCUGGUUGCGUGGAUGCAGCGAAGCUUGAACAUCGAGGAACAGGCGGAUUGCUUGCAGUUGGCCUGUCUCAUCGCUGCCCACGGAUAUUUCUUCCCCAUCGAUGACCACGUCUUGACGGUGAAGGGCGACGGAACGUACUAUCGCUUCCAGACUCCCUAUUACUGGCCGUCCAACUCGUGGGAACCGGAAAACACGGAUUACGCCGUGUAUUUGUGCAAACGCACUAUGCAGAACAAGACCAAGAUGGGCCUCGCGGAUUACGAGGCGGAGAACCUGGCCCGGUUGCAGCGCAUGUUCAGCAGGAAGUGGGAAUUCAUUUUCAUGCAGGCCGAGGCCCAGGCGAAGGUCGACAAGAGGCGUGAUAAGAUGGAGCGGAAGAUCCUCGACUCGCAAGAGCGGGCCUUCUGGGACGUGCAUCGUCCGGCUCCUGGCUGUGUGAAUACGACCGAGUUGGACAUCAAAAAGGCGUGUCGGAUGAACAAGCCCAGCCUGAGCAAAUGGGCCGCCAUGGUGUCUGGUAAUAAUCCCGACCAACAAGAAUCGGGAGUCAAACCCAGCUCUGGUGCCGAUGCAGUGACAGGGGCGACGUUAAGAGAUCCCGCUGUUGCCGACAAGGCGUCGACGUCAAAGGGAUCAUCAAACCCUGGUCGCGUCGGAUCGACGGGAGCAUCGUCGAGUGACGCGAAUGCUUCGAACCCGACAGAGGAAACCGCCAAGCCGGAAGAAAAGCCCGAGGACCAGUCGAAAAAGGAGCAGUACACUAGGGAGAUGGCCGUGGAAUAUCACAAGCAAGAAAUAAAGCUUCUGCAGAAGAAGUUGGAACGGCUGAAUCUGAAAUUCGACAAGGCUUCGGAAUCUCACAGGGAUGUGGGGGGGAGAGGGGAGCUGGAAUUCGUGGGCGAGAUAAUAAUCGAGCACAGGUUGGCAGGGCUGGUCGUCCUCGUCGUCGCUGCUGCUGUUGCGGAAAAUCGAUUACGUCGUCUUUGCGGGAUCGUGCGCUAUCCCGAUCCCGCCGGGCUAAUUCCAUUUCCGGCGAGCCCGCGAGAGGAGCGCGCGGAAUGCCCGACGCAGCGGUUUCCUCUCCGCGGCGGGGAAUUUGUGUUUCCGGUACUUCGGCACGUCGCCGCCUCACUUGUGGACGGCGGGGGCUGCUGCUGCAUGCUGCAACCCCCGGGUGCGAACCCAUUAUCGGCCUGA
Notodromas monacha is the source of this 1767-nucleotide messenger RNA. NCBI's taxonomy places the organism in Eukaryota, Metazoa, Arthropoda, Ostracoda, Podocopida, Cyprididae. The record is from the annotation of a GenBank genome assembly.